Messenger RNA from Esox lucius (northern pike), 4923 nucleotides. RefSeq names its product deltex E3 ubiquitin ligase 3 (gene dtx3). The transcript has 6 exons. NCBI's taxonomy places the organism in Eukaryota, Metazoa, Chordata, Actinopteri, Esociformes, Esocidae. The record is from RefSeq and is a predicted model, not a curated record. Gene Ontology annotation, biological process: Notch signaling pathway; protein ubiquitination. The coding region runs from base 929 to 2107 and encodes 392 amino acids.
UUGGUCUGUCAACAAGGGGAAAAGCACUGACAAUAACUGUUUUCCCUUGAUCCGAGCAUGCAAUGAAUCUAUAUGCCUAAAAAGUAUUAUUUUUUUAAGUACAAAAGUACCAGUUUAUUCAUUUAAGUAUUUCUAUAGGUUCUAAUUCUUUAUAGGCGACCUAUGUCAUUUAUGUAUUCAGAACCAUGUGCUCAGAAAUCAUUGCUCUCCAACAUACUGACAGCCAUCCAGCAAAUAUGUCGUAAGCUCCGCCAACUUCCAAAGUUUUGCUCUGACGUCAUGUGGAGCCUGUAAUGACGCAGCCGACCACGGGAUACAAAAGUACAUUUAUUAUUCUACAGAGUAACUUGAUUAUUGGCUGUUUAUACAUGUAACUGUGCUAGAAGUGUUAGCCAGGGGAUUGCCCAGGUUUGCUCAUAAAUUAUUCAGUUCCCGUCCUUGAUAAAAAAAAUAAAAUAAAAGAAGAUAAUCACCGAGCGUACUUACGACAAACUACUCAUGUCUUUCGACAUAAAAUUGUUGACAUGGACUUUAAUUAUAGGUAUUAGCUGAGACGUAAUUUUGAAAGACCAAACAUUUUCGAAGAGUUGCCUUUGAUUACGUAAUUUUCACUAUCCCUUAACGGUUGUGGUAGUAUGUCGAAGUUCAGAAUGUCCAUAGUUGAUGUUGGACUAAGCUCAGCUGAUCAAGGACGUGGAAAGGAAGAACUCGAGUAGAGAGAUACGGGGUCGAUUCAUUGUUAGCUGUAUAGCUAAUCUUAGAGCGGAUAUCAAGUAUGUCUUGACUACAAAAUCAACAUAUCCACUGCAGCGCACAAUUUUCAGGCCUCGUCCAACGAACGAUGGAAGAUGUUGGUAUAGUUCCGUAAUCUAAACCACCUACGCAAAAAAGAGAACAGAGGUGAUAUUUCCCCGAUUGAAGGGAAUAUAUGGGAUCGCAAGUUUCAUCAGAUGAGAUGAGUGUGCGUGCCGGGCAGGGUAGCGACGAGGUGCUGGUGUCCCAGGCGGUGUGGGACUACCUAGCAGCCGCCGGCCGGCCCUGGUUGAUCGACUUCCAGGACAAACAGGGCUUGAGUGCCGGCAUCGUCCGCCGAGGGGAGCGUGGGGGCUGCUGUGCUGUGCGGCUUCGCCCCGUGGAGGGCUCCUGUUCCGGGGUGGGGCCAGAGGUGAUGGUGGGGGGGCCGGUCUCCAGUGAGACCCGCAAGGCCUUCAUUGAUUUAUGCCGUUGUGCCCGAAAAGAAAUGAUCAAACUGGAGGGGGGUCCUAAGCGGAAAAGGUCUGUGCUGCCCUGCGUUGGGGUGGGUGUCCUGGAGGGGGGAGGAGAGGGGAGCCUACUUCCACCUCAGCUUGCCCAGCCCAGACGCUCCCAGAGGCAGCAGCAGAGGUAUAAGAAGCCUGUGGAUGAUGAGGCCUGUGUGGUCCUCUCCAACUCUGUGAACUCAAGUUCCCAUGAUGCAUCAGUGCAGAGGAAGCAGGAAGACAUGGAAGUCAGCGGCGGUAUAGCGGCCACACCUUAUGUCCACUCCCACAGCGAUACGGAUGACCGUAACUCGUGUUCCAUCUGCAUGGGCGAGAUGGUGGAGAGGACGACGCUGGAGAGGUGUGGCCAUCAGUUCUGUAGGUUGUGUCUGGACCAGGCCUUCAAGGUGAAGAGAGCUUGUCCCGUGUGUCGUCUGGUCUACGGCCAGAUUACUGGGAACCAGCCGGGUACUGGCAGCAUGAUAGUGGAGAGAGACCCAGAUCUGGAGUUGCCAGGACACGAGGGUUACGGCUGUAUCUGCAUCAUCUAUAGCUUCCCGCCUGGUCUACAAGCGCCAGAGCACCCAAACCCUGGUGUCCGGUACCCAGGAACAGACCGUGUGGCCUACCUCCCGGACAGUCCCGAGGGGAACCGGGUCCUGGGUAUGCUCCGCCGGGCCUUCGAGCAACGCCUCAUCUUCACCAUUGGGACCUCCAUGACUACUGGAAUGCAUAACGUCAUUACCUGGAAUGAUAUCCACCACAAGACCUCCAUAUGGGGGGGGCCACGCUGCUUUGGGUACCCCGACCCCACUUACCUGGUCAGAGUGACAGAGGAACUGCGCGAGAAAGGCAUCACUACGGACUGAACGCCCGGGUUCUCGAAGGAUUAUUCUAGAAACGGUUUUCGAAGUUCCACAAACAUCUGGCUGUCCCGUCCCGGUGCUGAUGGUUUCUGGGCUGCAGGUUCCCGGGCCUGAACCCAGCAGGGCUGUGGGAGGAGCCUGGCCCCAGAGGAGGCCUGACCGGUGCCGGUCCGCAGAACACUGCAGGACCGCUCCACGGGGCGAGUGCUGACUUCCACUAGAACCGAACUCUCACAUCAUCGCGCACUGAUGUCGACGAGAGUCUAAUGGACCGGUGGAAUCUAGGAUUAUCUCGUACGUUUCUGUCUCUGCUCCAUUGUCCGGAUUCCACUCAACCCAGCAGCACUGUGCGGAAGAACACCGAUGAAUGCAGGGCGUUCUUUGUGUGACGCAAUCGUCUACCUUUCAAUGCAAAUAAGCAGGACAGAUUUUGGCUGCACUCAGCUGAGCAGUUAUAGUUUAGCGCUUAAUAUGUUGAAGAUACUAGUUAAAUAUUAUUUUGAAAUAAUAUUUGGUGCGAAGUGUCUUGGUUUUUCAAGUCUUUAUUUCCACAUUGGGGUGGGGGGCAGGUAACAUUUAUUCUGGUAAAAACAGAUGUCAUUUGUGGUCGUUCCAGUCCAUGCAUAGAAUAGAUCUCCUUUAUGUAGUUUAGUCACUGACAACCUCUUACUUGCAGAUAAUAUUAACACAGUCCCCAAGAAGCGAUGCAGGUGGAGUAGCCCUGUGAGAUUCAAUAGAAGCUUCCAAAGACAUUAGUUUAUCUAAAAGGUGUUGCAAUCUCAAGCACUCAAGCACUUUGUCCAAAAAAAAAAAAGGGAGUUGGUAAGUUCAGUUGUUCUGUUAUAUUGGAGGGCUGGUUCUGUGCUGGUUGUAUUUCUAAAACAUAUAGUUUAGAAAUAAAAGGAUGAUUCUUAUUCUGAGGUUCUCUGCUUCCUAUUCAGGGAAGACUAGUUGAUGGUAGAGAGCUUGAGCAAAGCACAGGCAUUAGUCUUUUAAAGCUCCGAGGCUAAAAACCUGGUAGCUAAAAAUGUAUGUGGAUUUGCUUAGAGACCUUCAUCUACCCUUUUGAUCUUCCUUUUGAUUUCUUCUUGUUUGUAUUUAUAAUUUUUUUGGUAAUUAUUGUGUGUGUCUUUGUCUGUCUGUGUUUCUCUCACUGGCUGUUUUGUGUUUCAAGGUUCGAGCGAAUGACAUAGGAAUGUCCAGAUUGAACGGCUAGCAUUAGUUUGAUCUCUCCACUGUUGUUUCUCUGGAAGAUGUCACACCUCCUAGACCACACCCUUUAUUCACAAAGCCCCUCCUUCAGUUGGACAUCCAGUCAGUCUUUGCUCCUUAUCUUCUUAUAACCAGAUUUAUAUGAUGUCAAAUAAGAAGGACAUGAUGCUGAUCCUCUUAAACCAAAUCAAAGGCCCCGUAGGGCUCUGUAAUGUUGCCUCUGGCCGUGUCUGAAAUGAAGCCCCUGUACCUAUAUAGUACACACAGGUCUGUAGUCCACUAAUAUAGCCUCCCAUUGGACACAAAUGUAUUACGUUGUAUAGGUAAUACAGAUUAAUGUCAGACGCAACCCCUUUUUGACUAGGAUAAGUUCUUUAAUGAUUCAUGUUUCAUGAAAAUGGAAACGUGUGCUAAUUCACAUUUGUCUUCUCAAGAGAUCUUGAUCUAGGAUUAAGCAAGUAGGUUGAAGGGGUUAAUUUAUAUUUCAACCUGAUGGUAGUUGAUUGCUAACCCUGAAUGUAGUCCUUGGACCCGGAGAGAGCGUUUUAUUUAAACAGCCAUAACACAUUUGAUGGGGAGUAAAACCAUACUGUGUUGUUUUUUUUUUUUUUUUUUUAAACCCUGAUUGCUCUCAAACUGAGUCCCAGAUGGAUGGAGAGACUGGACAUGAGGAUAUUUAUAUAGGGACAAGGCCAUGCCAAACAUAUUGAACCUGUAAUGAAUAAACAAGUGCAAAACAAGUGCAGAACAAGCGGAGGGAACGCACUCCGGCUUCUACCUCGGUGGAGCUCACAGGAGUGCAAGCCGCCACAACGAGUCUCUAUAGCGUGUCGAGGCAACCGUAUUUGAUUAACCCCCAAGGCCCUGAGAAAUUCUGCGAGCAGUAUUCAGACCUUUUGGCUCGCAAUGACGCAGAAAAGGCUUCGUCGUUCAGGGGCCAACAUUUAUUUCCUUCUGAAGUUCUGAGAAAAAGAGGGGCUAAAAUAAAUGUGCUCCCCUUGUGAUGGCUCUUUAAAGAACUAAACCUCAGGGUAGGAGUUCUCCCGGUCCGUGGAUUACCUUCAGUGUAAGAAGCCAUUUAACAUCAGUUGGUGAACUAGUCCUUUAAGGAAAAUACUGCCGUGUUCUUUGGUCAGUGAUUUAUUUCAGUUUGCUUCUUUUAGCUACGUUUACCACGUUGUUAGCGUGCCCCAUAAGUCACGAAAACAUGGAGCAUGUUGAUUCUAAUUGAUGAUACACAUCUCUUUAAUAGACUGUCGCCUUGUUGGAGGAUUGGACUCGUUAGAUUAUCUUUGCCUUAUCGGCUUUCUAAACUUCUUGAGGACAUGGAUAUUGAUGCAUUUCCGCUAUAUACAGUUGGAAGUUCUAAACCUCACUCACAAAUAAUCAAGCUAUGAAUCCUUUCGCAAAGCAGAAAUAUGCUUAUAAAUGGCUGCAUCGGCAUUCACCUUUUCUAUGCAUUUGUGUGCAAAGUCGGGUGAUGUGAAAUUAUAUAGUAAGACGAUAUAUUAAUUAUCCCUUGACUGUCUCAAGUGACACCCUGUUCCGCAUAAAGUGCCCUAUAAGGUUGUUUAAAGUUCAAAAGUAGUGCACUCGGGGGGGGGUAG